Tribolium madens (black flour beetle) is the source of this 1710-nucleotide messenger RNA. RefSeq names its product beta-hexosaminidase subunit alpha-like. Lineage: Eukaryota; Metazoa; Arthropoda; Insecta; Coleoptera; Tenebrionidae. Gene Ontology annotation, molecular function: beta-N-acetylhexosaminidase activity. The record is from RefSeq and is a predicted model, not a curated record. The transcript has 5 exons. Gene Ontology annotation, cellular component: membrane. The coding region runs from base 5 to 1639 and encodes 544 amino acids. Gene Ontology annotation, biological process: glycosaminoglycan metabolic process; carbohydrate metabolic process; ganglioside catabolic process.
CAUCAUGAUAAAACUAUUUUGUGUUUACCUCUUAAUUUCAUUUUCUUCAACUUUUGAAUUCAUUUUUAAACCCGGACCGCUUGUUCCGGCUUCAAAGGGGGAAAUAUGGCCCAAACCACAACAAGAAGACAAAUUAGACGAAAGAUUUUUCUCUAUAUUACCAACAUUUUUUUAUUUUAAUUCAAUCGGAAAUAGAUGUAAUACGUUAACAGAAGCUUUAAACAGAUACAGAAAAUUAAUCAUAUUUAACAAUCGUCACAUAAAAGAAAUUUAUUACAAAGCACGUAGUUGCUACGAAGGCGGAGAUUCAAAUUUUUUGGGUUACUUGACAAGUAUAGAGGUUGAUUUAACUGGUGUGUGCAAUGAUGAGGAGUAUCCAUCAUUUGAGAUGAAGGAAGAAUAUGUGGUAAAUGUGACGUCAACAGUACAAAGAAUUUCCUCAGACACUAUAUGGGGAAUACUUCGAGGGCUAGAAACCUUCUCUCAAUUAAUAUACUUGUCAGAUGAUUACAGUUGUCACAGAAUUGAAACAACUGUAAUCCAUGAUUACCCCAGAUUUGCCCAUCGUGGCCUACUUUUAGACACUUCUCGUCACUACAUCCCAAAGAAGAGCAUUUUGAAAUUAAUUGAAACCAUGUCUUACAACAAAUUUAAUGUUUUCCAUUGGCAUAUCACUGAUGAUUACAGUUUCCCAUACGUUAGUAAAACUUUUCCGCAAAUGAGCGACAAGGGAGCAUUCCAUCCGACUCUUAUGACUUACGACCAAAAUUUUGUAAACGAGGUGCAAGAAUAUGCUCGGAAAAGAGGAAUUCGCGUUUUAGCAGAGUUUGACACACCUGGCCAUACUCUUUCUUGGGGUUUAGGAAAUCCAGACUUGCUCACAGCUUGCCAUAAUGUACCCCAACUAGAAUGGGGACCCAUCAAUCCUAUUAAAAACACCACUUACGAAUUUAUUUUUAAACUAUUUGAAGAAAUUAAAAGUACCUAUAAAGAUCAAUACACGCAUCUUGGCGGCGAUGAAGUUGAUUUCUCUUGUUGGAAAAGCAACCCUGAAAUCAAUCAAUGGAUGGCUGAAAAUGGCAUUGUAGGCGACUACAUCGCCCUCCAAAGCUACUACAUUCAAAAACUGAUCAACUACGUUGAUUCCCUAGGCUUAAACUCAAUCGUUUGGGAAGAAGUGUUCACCAACGGUGUCACAUUACCCAAAUCCACGGUAGUCAACGUCUGGAUUAGUGACGAUCCGAAAACAACGCUCAAACAAGUAACAGAAGCUGGUCAUCCGACGAUAAUCUCAUCUUAUUGGUAUUUAGAUAUUUUAAAAACCGGAGGUGACUGGUUAAAAUUUUACAACGCUGAUCCGCAAGACUUUGAUGGUACUGAAGAACAAAAAAAACUUGUGCUUGGAGGGGAAGCUUGCAUGUGGAGUGAAGUCGUCAAUGAGUAUAACUUAGAGUCACGGGUGUGGCCUAGAGCUAGUGUGGCUGCGGAAAGGUUUUGGUCGCCUCCAGAUGAUCCUAAAACUGAGCAAAAUAUGGCAGAACUUUGGCCUGUUGCUAGCAGGCUACAAGAGCAGACGUGUAGAAUGAACAGAAGGGGAGUUGAAGCUCAACCGCCGUCAGGACCAAGUGUCUGUUUUUAAGUUAAUGUUUUAGAACUGUUACUAUUUUUGAGUGUACAAAAUUUAUUUAAUUUCCAAAAUAAAGACUAAAU